UUAAUGACACAUCUGAACACUGACACUUAUGGACUUAAUUGUUAUGAGAUAAGACAACCAAAACAACAAUUGCAUGGGGGCGCGUUAUGCAUGAAUUAGAAGGAUAAUACCAAGUACGAUACGACAUACACUACUGAGACGCACUUUGUUCAGUUUGUUACUAUAUGCCUACUAAACAAUCGUUUCAAAGGGCGACCCUAUUUCAUUAAUUGCUCAUCACUGGUAUCUUGGUAAGGUGAAACCGGUUUCGACAAACACCUAAAACAGGACGGGAUAAUCUGAGCAGAAAGUUCUGUUGUCUGACGAGUGCACAACAAUGCCGAGGUAUAACUUUUUACUGUGUCUGAUGGUACUAAUUUGUCUGGAACUGUCCGAGAGUGACGAGCCUAACCUCUUUCUGUCACCAACGAGCGAAAUGCCCACGGACAUCGGUUUGUCGCUCCUGGAUGAGGAAGCGGGCUCUCACGAAUGCUCUGCGUGUGUUUGGCGAGAGCAGAGUAAAGUCCUGCGACUGGAGACCAUCAAAUCUCAAAUCCUGAGCAAGCUGCGACUCAAACAGGCACCCAAUAUUAGCCGGGAGGUGGUGAACCAACUGCUGCCCAAGGCGCCUCCGCUUCAGCAGCUCCUUGACCAUCAUGACUUCCAAGGAGACGCGUCCUCCCAGGAUGAGUUUAUGGAGGAGGACGAAUAUCACGCCACAACAGAGUCUGUUAUCACCAUGGCAUCAGAGCCGGAGCCGCUUGUCCAGGUGGAUGGCAAACCCAGCUGCUGCUUCUUCAAGUUCAGCCCAAAAUUGAUGUUCACCAAGGUGCUGAAGGCCCAGCUGUGGGUGUACUUGCGGCCGUUACAGCAGACCUCCACCGUCUACCUGCAGAUCCUCCGGCUGAAGCCUGUCACUGAGCAGGGCAGCCGUCAUAUUCGCAUCCGCUCUCUGAAGAUUGAACUCAACUCCCGGGUGGGCCACUGGCAGAGUAUCGACUUCAAGCACGUGCUGCAGAACUGGUUCAAGCAACCUCACACCAACUGGGGCAUCGACAUCAACGCCUUUGAUGAGAGUGGCAACGACCUGGCAGUUACCUCUCUGAGGCCUGGGGAGGAGGGACUGCAGCCGUUCCUGGAAGUGAAGGUUCUUGAGACGACCAAACGCUCUCGGCGAAAUCUGGGCCUGGACUGUGACGAACACUCAACUGAGUCCCGCUGCUGCCGCUACCCGUUGACCGUGGACUUUGAGGCCUUCGGCUGGGACUGGAUCAUAGCUCCCAAGCGCUACAAGGCCAACUACUGUUCAGGCCAAUGCGAGUACAUGUUUAUGCAGAAGUACCCGCACACUCAUUUAGUGCAACAUGCAAACCCCCGAGGCUCAGCAGGGCCCUGCUGCACCCCCACCAAGAUGUCCCCUAUCAACAUGCUCUACUUCAACGAUAAGCAACAGAUCAUCCAUGGAAAGAUCCCUGGCAUGGUGGUGGACAGAUGUGGUUGUUCUUAGGCUGUAGGGAGAGUCCUGCGUACUCGUGCACACCCAACUCUGCGUCAUACCACUCAAAACCCUGACGGAGCUCUCCCCUGGCACCAGACUUUAUUAGCCCCCUCUCUCACUCCACCACAAAAAAUCCCACUGGACCUCCAUUCUGUGAGUUAUUCAUUUUAGUCAAAAUGUACAAAAGGUAAAAUAUGAAAUUAAAAUAAGACAGAUAGACAGUGGUAGAACAUAUUGGAAAAAAAAUAAGGGGCGUGUCUGUGGGCAGCUUGAGAAAACUGCUAAAUAAGACAAAACUAUAUUCUAGGUGUUUGUUGGUUUUGUGGUUGUCUUUCUUCAAAAAGGUUCUAAAGAGAAUGUUUAUCAGGUUUUUUGAAACAAUGGCAUUGGAUGCCCUGGAUAGUGGAUCUGGGCAGUGGGUGACGUGCUCCGAAGCAUUUAUAGUAUAUUGUUUUUUAUAUUUUAUUUUGAAGCAAAUUUUAUUCAGUCCUGAGGUGAGGGAUUCAACAAUUGUAUCUUUUUAAAAUGCUUUAUUCAUUUUAUACUCUUACUGAUGGGAUUUGAUCCACAGCCGAUAUGUUUGUAAGUAGUGCCAAUGGAGAUGGAGCAUAUGAAGUAUUUGGAUAAUACGAUGCAUCAUUGAUCAAAAGGUUGUUAUUUUCACAUUUUCACAAACAAAUAUAUAUUUCCCCCACACAAUGACAGAUCCAAAACAUAGUAGAUCAUAGCAGUUUUAAGCAUUGGGUUGAGGAGAUCCAAAACCAAGUUAUGCACCCUCUCCAGAUGGAACUAGCACUCCAGUGGGAAAUUCUUGAGCAUCCAAGAACCCUUUCACAGUUACUUUGAUCUCCUUUUACUCAUGAUCUUGUAAAACGUAAAAAGAAAAUGACACAGAGGUUUUUUCACAACCUUUACAAGUGAACAGGAAAGGAUUUGCUGAUACAUUUGACUGCAUUAGCAAAUAUAAUUGCACAAAUGACAUGAAUAUGGACUUGGGGACUAAAAUGUUAGACAAAAACAAUACGUAGCACUCUGAGGAUGUUGAAGUUCAAGUUCAAAACUAUUUUCUCACUAUCACAGAUAUAUAGUCACUAAGACCACCCUAGACCUUUCCCAAAAACUGCUGAAAUUAAAUGAAAAGUGGAUGCACUCUUUCAUGCAAAAGUGCGAAACUGGGCUAAUGGUCAGUAAAAUCAUGGCUUACACAAAACUGCUGUGUGAUGGUAGUCUUCACAAUAAACCGUUUAUCACAAAUACAUUGCCAAAUGGAAAAUGUUAUCUCCUCAUAGUUUGCGAGUUCAAAGUGAUAGGGAACACCAGCAGUUCAAGUGGUCGUUAAAGAUCCACUGACAUGCUCAGAGCAACUUUAUACCUAUUUAAUCAUCUAAAGUCACUAAUAUGAUUGACAGUAGUCACAUUUCUUUAAAAGGUUUUAAUUAUAAAUGAAGGUUGACAGUUUAACAUGAUUUAACGACCUUUCAUUACAUUUUAAAUGAUCACAUACAGAUACAAGUAGACUUUUCAGAAUAGAUUAUGGAACCGUAAAAAAAACUUUUCUGCUGCAUUUAUUCACAUUUUCCACCAUGAAGUGUGGGAACAAGAUUCAAGAUCAAAAACUUUUUAAGAAUACUAUUUUGUAUCUUCAUAGGCUUAUUAUUAUACUGUGGCAGUUGACCUUUAAUGCUUAUAGCAGUUUUUAAUUCUGAAGAAUAAAGAAGUUUCUUCAACAGUUAAAUAACCCUAUAUUUCUACUAUCGAGACAGUCCCUCCUCCAUUAGACACCGCUAGCUUGGCAGUGCCCAUUAGCCUGGGAACCAGACAAAUCAGCAAGCUCAUGGUGCUGGUAGUCCUGGGUCUGAUAGAUGGGUCUGGCCACAUCCCAUUCAAACUGAUUUCUCUCUGGCAUGGAAAGUGCCAGGGCCAAUCACAACCCGUUGAUCUGAUAUGGGGCGGGUUUAAUGCAAUGACUGCACAGAGCGCUGUACAGUCAGCGCUGCUGAGACAUUUUACUAAACAACCAAGAUUUAGUUUUGUUGCUCUGAUUGGUUGUAUCUAUCCAAUUGCGUCCAGAGGCAUAUUGGUCUGCGCCAAUUGAUAUGUCCCUUGUAGAUCAGAAAUGAACUGAGAGGUUUCAGAUGAAUAGCCUACGCAAUUGUGGAUUGGUCUGGUAAUGCCAGGCCAUGGCUAAGUGCCCAUACUGUAGGUAUCCUUAAUUUCUCCCUUCAGCAGAUAUACUGGUAAUUUAUCAUAAUACUAUUCCCUCCUGCCCCCAAUGUUCACUCAUGCAAGCAAACCCCAUGAGCAGAGAACCAGAUGUUUUCCGCUAUGAUGGUAGAAUGAAUGAACGCUAUGAUGGUUGUGGAAAAACAUUGUGGAAGAAGAUUCCAAAGUCAGACUGGCUGACUUCUUACACAUGAUAAAUAAAUAAAGCAUGUUUAUAGAUCAUAUAAGACACCACCGUAUGUGCAAAAGAAUAAUACAGCUGAAAUGCCAUUUCUAGAAUAGAGAACAUAUAUAUUUAGAUUUUUGAAUUUUCCCAUAUCCCAAAUCCCCAUCCCCACCUCAACUGUGUCGGGAAGAUGCAGUAAAUAUUGGAAGUGCUUGAACAUAGAGUGUAGAUUAGAAAGCUUGAAGUCUGUUUUGUCACCUGGAUGUCAAAGCGAAGAUAUCCCUUUGUUGUAAACGUAAGCACUAUGCUGUUGGAUAAAGGAAGAGCCUUCUGACAUUAUAUAUAAAUGAUAUAUGUAUAUAUUAAAAAGGGGUACAAAAAUCCUUUCUGGGCACUCUACCUGACCAACAAUAAAUUUUGCACUAUGGGACGUUCAUGGCGAGAGGAGUUGUGUUGUUGUCUGUGUCAUACCUUGUCAAGCACAAGAGAGCUUGUUCAAUUUAGGAAAUAGAACUAUCCAAGCCGAUACACCAUAUGGAUAAACUAGAGAGGGUAUCACUUCUUUUGUUACCAUCACACUUUCCUGGCUUCCUUUUCGUCUGAAGCGGGGGCCUGUCCAUAAUACUCACACUCCUCUUCUCUACAUCCUGGAAAACUGGACAUACCAGCGGCUUAAAGGCCUCCUCACCCAUCAUGGGUGAUACGUCAUGUGUGUAACAAGUGUCUGGAUCAAUGAACAUAGAACGCUUUAACUGGAAAUGGCCCUCCCGUCAACUUCAAUCAAUCUGUUAUCAACUCAGAGACUUUGUCCUUUUGAAUUUGAACGAUUUAUGUUGACUGUGUUACACAGACAUGUUUUGCCUUUCUGUGGGGUUUGAGUGAAAGUGCCCAUAAUAAAAUGGGAAGAGAAUCCAGGGAUCGUUAGCCAAAGUAGAGGAUGACAUGUUGUGUGCUGUAACUUUUGUAAUUGCAAGAAUAUGCUAGAAUAUUUCGUAGGGAGAAAAAUGUGGUAUGGGCAGUGGUUGGAAACAAUUCAACUGGUCAAUUGUCUCUAUUUAUUAAGAUAAAACACAAUGCAUUUUAAAGUAUGUCUACCUCACUUUAGCAUUCUGAAACCUUGCUUUUAAAUUUGACAUUUAGGUUUUGUCAUUAGUUAACCUGCGCAAAAAUGUAACCCAGAAGAUAACCCAAAAACUUAGAUGAAAGCCACAGGGUCCCAUUGCUCUCAGGUUCAGAUUGAGUAAUUGACAGCGUUCAAAAGAGUGACUGAAGCGAACAGCUAAAAGUGUUGACAGAAGUAAUAUAGCUGUCCCCCGAACUAUGGCUUAACUAUUGUUAAUGCUAUGGAUAAAAGUUGCAUCUUGAAUUUUUGUGUAUGUAUACUGGUAUGUGUGAGAGUGUUUUCAUAUAAAUAUAUGAGAGAAAGAAAUCUCUAUGUAAAUAACUACCCAAAUGUUGACAUUUUAUGAUGUUUUGGACAGGUUCUCCGCUUCUACUGUUUCUCUUUUUUUUCUCCCUCUUCUUUCCUCUGUUCAUGUUGUGUAGAUACAAUUCACCCCAACUUUGUAGUUUGAUGGUUGUGCAUAUAUGAGUAACUGUUCAAUUGUUAUUUUAUCUCUUUUUUGCUGUUUGUCUUUUUCUUUUGUACAAUAAAUCAUUUAUUUAGCUUAUGAAAGUCA
Hypomesus transpacificus is the source of this 5545-nucleotide messenger RNA. It is a transcript of the gene gdf11, whose product is annotated as growth differentiation factor 11. Gene Ontology annotation, molecular function: cytokine activity; growth factor activity. Gene Ontology annotation, cellular component: extracellular region. NCBI's taxonomy places the organism in Eukaryota, Metazoa, Chordata, Actinopteri, Osmeriformes, Osmeridae. Bases 317 to 1486 code for a protein of 389 amino acids. The transcript has 3 exons. Gene Ontology annotation, biological process: SMAD protein signal transduction. The record is from RefSeq and is a predicted model, not a curated record.